GGUAAUCGUUACACUGCUACAAAAUAACAGCAGUUGCUUGGUGAGCUAGCACUGUAGUAGCGACGACAAGAGAGCGACUUCCGCAAACUGCUGACCCCAGCUUCUACGCACUCCAACUCGUGCUCUUGUAGAGUUAGAGCCAUGCUGCUUUCAACUGCGUAAACACUUUUUCGGCAACUAGCAUGGGCAUUUGACUGGACUCGUUGAUCCCGAGGAGCUUUGCACGCAUGCAGUAGCGAGCCUAUCGGACCUCUGGAGACGCCAACAUGCUAGCGCUAAAGCUCUUCAAACCGGCGGAUGACAAGGUCCGCCAAGUGGAGUUCCACCCGGUCCUGCCCUGGAUCGUGUCCGCCACCAAGAGCAACCACGUGUCGGUGUGGGACUGGCGCACGCGGCAGGUGGUGUGGGAGGCCCAGUUGGGCGGCAGCGAUGAAGAGCUGUCUUCCGACGCCGAGCUAGCCCGCCUGCACCUGCGCGACGCCGCCUUCGCGCCCAACCCCUCGCUGCUGCACCCCACGCCGCACGCCGGCGGCCCGGGCGCCAAGCGCGAGCCCACGGGCGCGGUGCGGGACGUCAAGUUCCUGGACAGCGACGUGGCGCAGGUGCAAUUGAGCUGGGGGCACAGCGCGGUGGCUGGGUGCGGCUCGCCGCCGCCCCGCGCCGAGGACAUCACCGCGCUGAGGGGACACAGGCUGCUGGUGGUGGCGUGUGAGAACAAGGUGCUGGUGGUGGACCUGGCCUCGCGCCGCGUCAUCGAGCUGGGCCGCGGCGUGUUCGAGGGCCGCAGCCCCACCUGCGUGGCAUUCCUGUUCAAGGCCGGGCUGCACACAGGCGGCAGCCUGGGCGGCGCCGGGCCGGGCGUGGGCAGCCCGGUGUCGGUGGCGGCGCUGACGGCGGCGGCGGCGGGCGGCAAGGGGUCGGGUCGCGGCGGCGGCUGGCUGCUGGACAGCCCGGUGCUGGCGGUGGGGUGCUCGGACGGCAUCGUGCGCUGCCUGCAGAUCUUCCCGGUCAAGCCGGUGGUCCGGCUCAUGUCGGCGCACAAGACGGCGGUGGUGGCCAUGGCCGUCAUGGGCGUGCGCGGCCAGCGCUUCGAGACGCUGGCCGUGGGCCACCAGGGCGGAUCCGUGGCGCUCUUCGAACCCAUGGGUCGCGCCGGAGGUGGCGGCGGAGCCGGCGGCGGCGCAGCCGCCGCAGCCGCCUCCGGUGGCGACGCUCUGGGCCCCCGCGCGGACGUCAAGGCCCACGACAAGGAGCUUUUGCCGGGGAGCCUGGUGGUGGUGCCGGUGUCCGAGGACCCGGAGAACAGCCGCUGCCUGCUGUUCAGUGCGGGCGGCGACCACCGCGUGUGCGGCCUGGACAUGUCCUCUCUCAAGGAGACCACCAAGAUCAAGGUGGACCGCGCCUCGCUGACCUGCAUGGCGCACUGGCCGCGCGGCUGGGUGUGCGCGGGCGUGCACAGCCUGCUGCUGGGCACGGAGGGCGGACACGUGCUGUUGGCGCACGCGGGCAGCGGCAGUGUGCGGCUGGCGGCGGACCUGGCGGACCUGGUGCCCGCGGGCACCAAGAAGGCCCCCAAGAUAUACGGCCUGGCAGUGCACCCCACCCAGCCGCACGUGGUCGCCGCCGCCACCAACACCGGCGUCGCCGUCCUGGCGCUGGCGGCGCUGCCGCAGCCGCUGCCGGUGGUGCCGCUCCCGCUGGCCUCGCCCACACAGGCCCUGUACGACGACGGCGCAGCCGGCCUGGGCUCCGCGUUUGGCGGCGGCGGCGGCGGCGCGGGCGGCGGCAGCGGCGGCUGCACCUACGUGGCGGCGAUGGGGAGCGCGGUGCUGUGUGUGACGGCGGCCACGCUGCCGGGUGCUGAGCUGGCGGACCUGCCGGCAAACCAGGUCAUGGGCAAGCUGACGGUGGCCUCCGACGGCCCCUCCGGCCGCGCGCUGCUGAGCGCCAGCUCCGACGGCGGCUACGUGGCGGUGGCCUGGCCCGCCGCCCGCACCUACGCCGUGUACCGCCAGGGAGCCUCCGCAUGGCAGGAGGUCGCCCGCGGUAGCGGCACCGCCGUGGCCUGGCACGCCUCCCAGCCCAUCUUCGCCGCACUGGAGGAGGCACCGCCCGCCCUCGGCGCCGCCGCCGCGCCGCCCGGCAAGCCCAGCAAGGACCCCAAGAAGGCGGCGGCGGCCGCCGAGGCGGCGCGGCUGGCGGCGGAGGCGGCGGCGCGCGCCGCCGCCGCCACGGCGGCUGUGCGGAUCAAAGGGCUGGGCGGCGUGGGCGGCGCCAGCGUGGUGCCGCACGGCUUGGGUGGCGGGGGUUUGGAUUUGGGCGGCGAACUGCCGGCUUAUGUGCAGGGAGGGCCGCUGCUGGCGGUGACGCUGCGGCGGGCGGUGGCGCCGGAGGGCGCGGAGCUGGCGGGCGCUGAGGGGCCCGCCAUGGUGUGGUACGACUGGGAGGGCGGGCGGCGGCUGGGCCCCGAGCUGGCGGAGCCGCUGCUGCUGGCGUGGGACCCCUCCCGCUCCAUGGUGGCACUGGCCUACCCCAGCCAGAUACUGGUGGUCAGGGCCCGGCCCGACUUCGCAGUGGUGGCCGCCCUGCCCGUGGGCGGCGCCGAGUCGCUGGAGUGGGCCGCACGCCAGCUCUUUAUCUCCACGCCCACACACAUCCUGUGCGCGCUGCUCGCGCCCGCGCCGCCGCCGCUGCCCGACUCCGCCGCCGCCGCGGCGGCGGGCGCGCCGCCGUCGUACUCCGCCGCCGCGCCAGCGCGCCUCAUCACACUUGCUGGGCCGGGCGUGCCGGUGGCGGCGGCCGCCAUGGGCGCUGUCGUACACGAAGGUCUGGCGCCGCCGCCAAUGAUGCGGCCGGCGGGGCCGCUGGCGCUGCUGGGCCCGCGGGACGGCUGUCUGUGGGCGGUGGGGCUGCUGGGGCAGCCGCUGGCGAUGAGCCUGGCGCACCCGGGGCUGCGCUGCUGCAGCCUGGUGGCGGCGGGAGACCUGCACGGCGCGGUGCAGCUGGCCAGCCGCGCCCUGGCGCCCGAGCUGCACGACCCACUGGCGGCGCUGAUGCUGGAGAUGGACGGCCUAAGGGGCGCCGCCGCCGCCGCCACCCUGCCCGGCAUCACUCUGGCCACAGAGCUGAGGCUGCGUGCCAACCUGCGCCACUGGCAACAGGCGGUGGAGGCGGCUGAUGCGCUGAUGGCAGGCUUUGUGCGGCGGCCGCCGCCGGGGCAGUUCCGCAGCGCCGUGGCGGCGGCGGCGUUCGGCACGUUUGGAGGAGGCGGUGGAGGGGGGUAUGGUGGAGGCGGAGGCGGAGGCGGGCCGGCGCUGGGUGAUGAGUUUGUGGACCUGUCAGCUGUGGGCGGUGGCAAGCCGGCCAAUGCGCCCGCCCACCCGCAAGACCUGGACUGGACGCAGCCGCUGCGAGCCGCCUCCUCCUCCGCGCGCGCCGCCGCCACCGCCGCCGUCGCCUCCCGCCCGCUCGCCGCCGCCUACACGCCCACCUCCUCCUCCGCCGCCGCCGCCCCCACCGCAUCCUCCACCACCGCGCCCCUGAGCCCCGAGACUGUGGGGCUGGUGCUGGGGCUGUUGGAUGACCUGAUUCGUGGCGGCCAGCACGACGUGGCGAGGCACCUGGCGCGGCCGCUGCUGGGCGGCGCGGUGGCGCUGGGCGGCGAGCAGCUGCGGCGCCUGACGGCCAUCAUGGCGCAGGUGGGCAUGAAGACGGACCUGCCGGCGCUGUCGCACGCGGUGGCCUCUGGUGCUGAUAGCGCCGGCCGCGAGAGCGCGGCGCUGUUGGCGGCGCUGCUGUGUGGCCACACGGCCAUGGCGCAGGACGCGCUGAGGGACGGCGGCGCGGCGGCGCUGGCGGCGCUGCAGGCCAAGGUGUACGGCCUGUCGGGCGCCGCCGACGCGAUGGCGGCGUGGCGGCGGCAGCUGCUGGCGGCGGCGCCGCUGGGCACCGCGGCGGCGCUGGGGCGGCUGGAUGUGAGCUUACCGGCGGCUGUGUAGGGGAUGAGGACUCAAGAAGGAGGGCUUGUCUGCGGCGGUGUAGCGCAGAGGAGGGGGAGCUUGGCAGCGCCGGUGUAAGCGGAGGGGGGGGAGCUUGCCGGGUUGGGAAAGGGGUCGGGGGAGGGGUUGGGGGAAGAGGGCUGAGUGGGUGGUGGGUUGGAGGCGCGUCGUGGCGAGGUCAUGAGGGGCGCGGGCCGCUGCCUGUGACGGUGACGGUGCCGCUGCUUGCCGGUAUGUUUGUACCCACCUGCGUUAGUCGCGCUCCUCAACUCCGUUUUGGGACACACACGUGCGUGUUGAAGCAGCUCGGUUGCGAAGCACCAAGAUGUUGCCCACGCACCGCUUGUCUCAGGCUCCUGACUUGGCAAGGAGCUUGCACGCGUGUCAGAAGCGUUCCGGAAGGGGCCAAAGACUCUGGUGUCAGUGAUUUAUACAAAGGCAUAAUCUGACUUGACCCGCCAAUGAUGAGAGCGGCGUGGUGCACUACGACAUCCCUGCCCAACCCUGCACGUCAACCUUUGUAAGCACAGAUGCGGCGUCGACCCUCUCCCGGUCUCCUCGUGUGCUUGCGCUCUUCCAUAACGUGCGCGAUGGGGUCGUUGGGGGACGGGGUGGUGGCUGUUGAGCCGCUGGCAGCCGUGACUGUGGCCGGGUGCGCCGGGCCGGAGCACAUGUUAGGGCGCGGCGCCUGGAUGAGGGAAGGGGGACUCCAGGGCCCCGGAGAAGAUGGAAAGGCCGCGGCAGGGGGGGGGGGCUUUCAACGAGCUCUAUUAACAUGUAAACACGGAAAGUUCGUCGGGCGCGUCUUGACCACAGCCAUGUUGUCGACAUGUUGUGAACAUCUUGCGGCCGUUCAGUUGCACCCGUGUAAUGCACGCUUACGAGACUUACCUACGCAUGGGACAUACACAUGCGUUUUCCUCCGGCGCGCAAGCACCGGUCCGCGACUUGUGGCACGUUCUGGUCACCGAGACAUGCGCACCCCAACCCAACAUGUGUUGACGGGCGGUAGCCCUUCGUCUUCUGGUAGGCUCCUGACGUUUCCCAGCCGUUAAAAGCAUCCAUUACAUGCUUUGGGCAACGGUUUGGGCUUGCCCGGCUGUCUUAUGAGGCCCAGACGAAAGUUUCCGGCACACCGUGACGAAACCUUGGCCGCCCCAACUUUUGAGAAUGGAUCCCCCUUUUACCCAGGACUGACGACGGACCCUGAACUUUGGGGGCCCAUAUCUCCGCAAAUACUA
Molecule: messenger RNA, 5239 nt
Organism: Chlamydomonas reinhardtii
Lineage: Eukaryota; Viridiplantae; Chlorophyta; Chlorophyceae; Chlamydomonadales; Chlamydomonadaceae
Exons: 16
Coding region: 267-3998 (1243 amino acids)
Molecular function (GO): protein binding
Source: RefSeq, a predicted model, not a curated record